Molecule: messenger RNA, 447 nt
Organism: Mandrillus leucophaeus (drill)
Lineage: Eukaryota; Metazoa; Chordata; Mammalia; Primates; Cercopithecidae
Gene: CLPSL1
Product: colipase-like 1
Biological process (GO): digestion; lipid catabolic process; response to food
Cellular component (GO): extracellular region
Molecular function (GO): enzyme activator activity
Source: RefSeq, a predicted model, not a curated record
AUGCUACCCCAAUGGCUACUGCUGCUGUUCCUUCUAUUCUCCUUUCUCUUCCUCCUCACCAGGGUUUCUCCAACAAAAUACAACCUUUUGGACCUCAAGGAGGUUUGCAUCCGGAACCAGGACUGCCAGACUGGGUGCUGCCGACGGGCUCCAGACAUCUGCGAGUCGCACUGCGCGGAGAAGGGGUCCGAGGGCAGCCUGUGUCAAACGCUGGCAUUCUUUGGCCAAUAUAGACAGUGUCCCUGCCUGCAGAACCUGACUUGUGUAUAUUGGAAGAGUGAGAAAUGGUCGGCCAUUGCCUAUGGCCGUUGUCAGAAAAUUGGAAGGCAGAAGCUGGCUAAGAAAAUGUUUCUAGUGCUCCCCCCUUCUUGCUGCCUCCUCCUACACCUGCUGUCCUCCCUACCCAGAGCUCUGUGCUCCCCCUGUUCCCCAGAGCCUCCGCCCUGA